GCUGGCAGCUCUGCGCUCGUCGCCCGCCGUGUCGCCCGUCGUCAUCCCCGACGCCGCCCGCCCUUGAUCUCCUCAAUCCUCCCCCAUCUGCGCUCGGGCUCUGACGCUGCAGGCGCUGCGGUUUUAAGUUUCUUCGGCACCCGCAGCUGCGAGUCAAUUUCUCUUGGGGAGGCACGAGGCGGAAAUCAGGGGCGACCGUAAACGUCAUUUCUUCUCGAGGAGCAGACGAGAAAUCGUUGCAAUGGCGGCAUUGGCAUCUUCGGUGUCGUCGUUCGUCGGGGCAUCUGUGGCAUUGGGCGUGAGAUCGACUACCGAGCGAGCCUUCAGUAGUCGGAGGAGCGUGAAGGUAGUUGCAGUCGCCACGCAACAGCAGGCUGCCGUGAAGCAGGAGACGAAAAUCAAGUCCAUCAAGGCGAGACAAAUUAUUGACAGCCGCGGCAAUCCCACCGUCGAGGUCGAUCUGGUUACUGAUCAGUUGUAUCGAUCAGCCGUGCCCAGCGGAGCGAGCACUGGAAUCUAUGAGGCUCUUGAGUUGCGCGACGAUGACAAGAAGGUAUUCGGAGGAAAGGGAGUUUUGAAGGCUGUUGAGAACAUCAACAAUGUGCUUGCGCCCAAGUUGAUUGGUCUGGACUCAAGAAAUCAGAGGGAGAUUGAUGCUAUCAUGUUGGAACUCGAUGGCACACAGAACAAAGGCAAGUUGGGUGCCAAUGCAAUUUUGGGAGUGUCACUUAGCGUAUGCAGAGCGGGAGCUGGAGGCCAAGGAUUGCCACUGUAUCGCCACAUUCAGGAAUUGGCAGGCACUAAAGAACUUGUCAUGCCAGUUCCAGCUUUGAAUGUUAUCAAUGGGGGUAGUCAUGCUGGCAACAAAUUGGCCAUGCAGGAGUUCAUGAUUCUCCCUGUAGGCGCUUCUUCUUUUGCCGAGGCUAUGCAAAUGGGCUGUGAAGUGUACCAAGUCCUGAAAGGUAUCAUCAAGAAGAAGUACGGUCAGGAUGCGUGUAAUGUGGGUGACGAAGGUGGAUUUGCCCCUAACAUUCAAGACAACAGGGAAGGCCUCAUUCUACUGGUGGAUGCUAUCGAGAAGGCAGGCUACACUGGCAAGGUGAAAAUCGGUAUGGACGUGGCGGCAUCUGAGUUUCUCACAAAGGACGGCAAAUAUGACCUUGACUUUAAGGAGGAGAACAAUGACGGCAAGAACAUCUACACAGGAGAAGCUCUAGGUGAACUAUACAAAUCCUUCGUCAGGGAAUUCCCGAUUGUCUCGAUCGAAGACCCGUUUGACCAGGAUGACUGGAGCUCGUGGGCAAACCUUCAAUCGGGAAUGGAUGCUCAGCUCGUUGGAGACGAUCUACUUGUCACUAACCCAAAGAAGAUUGCCGAAGCCAUCACCAAAAGAGCAUGCAACGCCCUUCUUCUGAAGGUUAAUCAAAUCGGCUCUGUUACUGAGUCCAUUCAGGCUGCACUUGAUUCAAAGGCUGCCGGUUGGGGCGUUAUGGUCAGCCAUCGCAGUGGAGAGACUGAGGACACCUUCAUAGCCGAUCUCGCAGUAGGUCUGGCUAGUGGUCAGAUCAAGACUGGAGCUCCUUGCAGAAGCGAGCGUCUUGCAAAAUACAACCAGUUGCUUCGCAUUGAAGAUGAGCUCCCGGGAGUCCGCUACGCUGGUGUGAACUUCAGACGCCCUUGAAGGGUUCAGCAUAUCCACCCAUCUGAAUGUGGGUUUUCAGCAACCUUAGAUACCAGUUGGAAGAAAGAACUGUAUUUAAUCAUUCAUAAACAGUGGACUCGGAAUUAAGCCAUCGCAAUGAGUAGUAGUGGAGGCAGCGUAUGUAUCAUGAGGAGAGCCAUUAAUUUUGCUUAAGCCUAGGGUUCUCCACCGUUCUUUACGAGAUCAAUUUAUUCAAUCAGCCACGAGCCAAAUUAGGCUUGAAGGCGGAUCAGAGUGGUAUAACCGAGUAAAACGUGAGAGCUGUUAUCUCGCGCCUUUUCUCUUGUCAUUUCGUUUUGUUAUGUUGUCACUUGCCUGAACUCGGACCAUCACUCAACUUGGACCAGAUCUCGAAGUUAAUUUAGGCUGUGUAGAAUGUCCUUGCGCCUUUCUCUGAAGUCCUAUCAACCAUCUUUCUUAAAGCUUGUUUCUCUUCGAAGUAUCGGAACUUUUUC
Molecule: messenger RNA, 2157 nt
Organism: Marchantia polymorpha subsp. ruderalis
Lineage: Eukaryota; Viridiplantae; Streptophyta; Marchantiopsida; Marchantiales; Marchantiaceae
Source: the annotation of a GenBank genome assembly